Molecule: messenger RNA, 918 nt
Organism: Rubroshorea leprosula
Lineage: Eukaryota; Viridiplantae; Streptophyta; Magnoliopsida; Malvales; Dipterocarpaceae
Source: the annotation of a GenBank genome assembly
CUUUUUUUACUUUUAUUUGAUAUUUGCAUAUUCACAUGGGCGGUGCAGCAGUUGAAGAAGGCGGCAUUAAUGAUGAUGCUUUUGGUGUUAAUUUUAAGAUAACUUCUAAUGGUGAAGGGCAACAGGAAAGGGAGUGUGGGAGAGAAGUUAAACCAAUAUCCAUGCUUCGUACCUUUAAGAGAAGUAGUAAAACACUUGCUAGUGGUUUUAAAUUGAAGCUGCUCACCUUCAUCGGCAAUUUCUGCAGUUAUGAUGAUGGAACUCCUGUAAACAUUGCCGCUGCUCAACCAAAAGCUAUAGGAAUCUCAGGAUCCUCCAAGAAUAAUUAUGCUGAAAGCAAUGUGGUUUCACCAUUCAACAAAAUGAAGUUGGCUCAAUCAAGCUCAAAGCCAUCAUCCAAUCAAGGAUGGCAGGUAACCAUGGAGGAUGCUAUGAGUAAUGAAUUAGAUCUUUUGUGCCCUCAAAGAGCUUAAGCAUCUAGAUGUAGCCUAACUGAGAUUAUGUAAACAUUAGAUGGCUUAAGUGUUCAGUCUCUAACAUUUGACUGAAUUAUUACAAGCAGGGCAGAUGCUAAUUGGAAGCAAUAAUACAUAAAAACCAAGAUGAAAGACUGGGAAGUUUCAAUUGAUUUGGUUUCCAGUUGUUUCAUUUGAUUGGGGAUUUAUGAUGUAGGUGUGAAGAAAUGGGGAAGAGGAAGAUGCAAGUCUUGUAGAGGCAUAUAGACGAAUGUGUUCUUCAUCAAAUGGACACUUAAGUCCUGAGUGUAGACAGUAAUUAUGUUGAGGAAGCAAAACCUCUGCUUCCGAAAAUAAGGUGAGGUACUAUGUCUUGAAUUCUUGUCAAUUGAUUAAAUUAGUUCUAGAUUCUGUUUCUAGCUUAAAUUAUAUAAGUUAGGUGGACCUAGUUCUUUUGAUCUUG